AUGCUUGAUUCAAAUUCUGCUGAACGUCGACAAGAUCUUUUUCAAACAAGUACUGGUGUUGGUCAUCAAUAUCGACCAGGAUAUUAUUUUCCAUCAUCGAAUUUCAAGCGAGUUUUAACUGAUCCAUUACCAAAUCGAUUACGUGCUCCUGAUGAAGUUACACCACAAGAACAUUUUAAAACAACAAAUGCUGCUUUUUAUGAUAAUAAAUAUCCUCAACAAGAAAUAUAUAAUGAUCAAGUAAAUAUGCAUAAAAAAGCACCAGCCUUAUGGAAAGUAAAUUACAUGAGUGAUUUUGUUGAAAAACUUAAAGCACGUGAUUGGAGUCGUCCAUUAUCAAUGUCUCAUCAAAAAAGUGAAUAUAAAGAAGAAUAUGAUAUGAAACCAAAUAUAAAAGCAGAAUUAGAUCGUAUUGAUGGACAAUUACCUUAUUUAACACAAUCCGAAGCACCUGUCACUAAAGCUCUACGUGAAGAUCAACGGCAAGUAAAACCACCAUCAAUUGCUCGGACAUGGGAUCCAUCAGAACAAGGUGUUUAUACACUUCUUGAUCCUUAUUUAACAACAUAUAACAAAGAACAUCGUCGAUGGAGAAAAGAUGAAUGCCAAGGUAUUGGUAAAAAAGAUCCAUUAUCUUAUUGGGAUGCUGAAGAAUAUCCUAAAGCAUGGGGUUUUGGUAAUGCACAAAAUCCAUUACCUAUAGAUAGUGUUGAACGUGAACAAUUACCAAUGCGUGAUUCAAUAUGGUUUUCAACACCAACAAAAAUUCGACAAGUUCAUCAACCAGCACGUUUUAUUCCUCAUUCAGGUCUUACAACAGAAACUCGUGAACAAUUUGUUACUCCAAGUCAUGUCAAUGCUAAAGAUACGAAAUAUUGUCCAAUAGAUACUCCAUAUGUUCAACCAAUGUCAAGUUCAACAUCAGCUUAUGCUACUUCAGCUAUGUAUCGAACAGAUUCAAUGAAUUAUGGUAGUGAGAAACCAGUUACUUUAUCUGGAUGA
Rotaria sordida is the source of this 1002-nucleotide messenger RNA. The record is from the annotation of a GenBank genome assembly. NCBI's taxonomy places the organism in Eukaryota, Metazoa, Rotifera, Eurotatoria, Philodinida, Philodinidae.